This is a messenger RNA of Capsicum annuum, 567 nucleotides long. RefSeq lists its product as uncharacterized. Bases 1 to 567 code for a protein of 188 amino acids. The transcript has a single exon. NCBI's taxonomy places the organism in Eukaryota, Viridiplantae, Streptophyta, Magnoliopsida, Solanales, Solanaceae. The record is from RefSeq and is a predicted model, not a curated record.
AUGAAGAUUAGGGAUAAUGUGGGUAAACACAGACUUGCGAACUUUGUAAUUGUUCGUUAUGGUAUCUUGAGAUACCAAGGUAGGCUAUGUCUUCCCGAUGUUAAUGUAUUGAGGGAAAGGGUUAUGGCCGAGGCUCAUAGAUAUCAUUAUGCUAUUCAUCCUGGUUCAACCAAGAUAUAUCAUAACAUUAAAGAGUUCUAUUUGUGGAGAGAUAUAAAGUGUGAUAUGGCUAGCCAUGUAGCCAAGUAUUUUAUGCGUAAACAAGUGAAAGUUGAGCACAUAAGGCCUGGUGGUUUGUCCCAAGAAAUUGUGUUGCCAAAAUGGAAGUGGGAGUCAUUUAAUAUGGAUUUCUUUACUAGUACUCCUAGAUCUCGGAAUCAAUGUGAUUCUACUUGGGCCAUUGCUUAUAGAAUCACCAAGUCCGCUCAGGUUUUGCCCGUGAGGAUAAAUUACUCAGUGGAAGAUUAUGCUAAGUUGGAUCUAGCAAUGAUUGUGAAGUUGUACGGUGAUCUGCUUUGGAUCAUCUCGGAUCAUGGUCCUCUAUUUUUAUCCUACUUUUGGAAGUAG